AUGAAGAGGCGUGGGAUAUUCUGAGGUGGUAUAAAUGCCUUUCCGGGAGUGUUUUCAAUCAGCAAGUGAAGGCACCUGCUUAGACGCCAGAGGGUCUCCGAAGUUUUGUAUGGAAAAGACAUAAACAAGGCCGAUAAAUUGCAUGGAAUUAAAAGUCUAACUGUUCGCCAAGUGAGGCUAAGAAAAAGGGAAGGUAGCCAGCUAGCUAACGGAGAACCAAAGGACAGUCUACCUCAGAAUUGUUUAUCGUAGGAUUUUACUCAAAUGUUCCAGAAUUUGCACGUUGGCUUAGCUAGUUAGCUGCGUUAUUCCCAGUAGCCGUUCAUGUUUAUUAACAGCGCGCUGUUGUUUUCAUAUACUAUUUAAUUAGCUAAUGCUUCUGCACUCGUUUGUCAACGGAGCCCUGGAAGCUAUGCAUCCAACAAUUCAAAAAGACACUACUUUUACAAAGAUUUUCGUGGGCGGCUUGCCAUACCACACCAACGAUGCUUCUCUCCGAAAAUACUUCGAGGCUUUUGGCGAGAUCGAAGAGGCGGUGGUGAUAACGGACAGACAGACCGGUAAAUCCAGAGGAUAUGGCUUUGUUACCAUGACAGACCGAGGGGCAGCGGAGAGGGCAUGCAAAGACCCAAACCCCAUCAUUGAUGGUAGGAAGGCCAACGUGAACCUGGCAUACCUGGGAGCCAAGCCCCGCAGCUUACAGACAGGUUUCUCCAUUGGUGUGCCACAAAUCCACCCCGCGCUGAUUCAGAGGCAGUAUGGGCUGGCUCAGCAGUAUGUGUAUCCACAGACCUUUGUGCAGCCUAGCCUGGUACUGCCCUCCCAGGUGUCCCCCAUCAGCUCCCCCUACCUGGACUACAGUGCCACCUACGCCCAGUAUGCCUCGGCCGCCUUCGAGCAGUACCCCUACGCUGCCUCCCCGGGCUUCCUGGGCUACGGCUACGCUCCCAGCUCCUCCACCGCUGCCCCCGCCCCUGUCCAGCAGCCCCACCCUGCCGGAGCUGCCCCUCCCACCGCAUUCAUCCAGUACCCUCCCCAGCAGGUGCAGCCCGACCGCAUGCAGUGAGCACCGCACUGGGGAAGGGGGCGUGCACCGGGGGGGACGGGUGGAAGCAACAGGAGGGUACUGACGGAUUCGGGCGAGCAGAGUGACAAUUGCACUAUGACAUCAGGAUAAGAAUUUGUUACUGAGGAGACUGUGAUCACAUCAAAGGGCUUCCCAGAAACACACCUUAAUGUUGCUCAGUUUAUUGUUCUUAAUAUUAUCUGUUAUAUUACUAUUGUUGUUAUUAUCACAAUUAUAUUAUUAUUAUUAUCAACGUUGUUAUGAUUACUAUCAAUGUUCUAAUAAUAAUUAUUGGAUCGGUGGAAACCUCACCCAAGUUACUUGCCAAAUGCAGCCUUGCGGUGAGCUGGGAAACUGCAGGUGACAGAGGGGAGGGUUAGGACUCUGAGAGAGGCAGCCCCCACUUAGGGAGGUGGGGUAGAGACCUGCCACACAGGAACACUCGGGGAGGGGGCUCCUCCAGACCAAAUGCUGCAGCCCUCGUUCCCACACAACAUGGGCCAAAAUCGGGAGACGGGGAGGCCCAGUGCCCCUCCUGUGUUUACUCCCCUCCCUCCAAGGAGCCUGACCGAAGACGAGCCGAGAUCGCACACCCUCCUGACGACUGUGCGGGCGACCACAGUGACAUCAGGAACACGAGGCCUUAUAAACUGCUGUCUCAUUUCUAGUUUUACGUCCUCCUUUCUUCCCAUCCCCCUAACUGUGAACAUCAGCGGCCAAUUUUUUGAUACAGGACUCAUUUACGUGUAUACAGUGGAAUUUCUUUAUUUUCAAGGUCGUGCUCGCCUCGUCUUGUUAAAUUAUUGUAGGUGGAUGUAGAUAAUCACAACUGAUUUUCAAUAUGCAAUUACGGCAGGGGCGGGGAAUAAGAGGUGAGGAUAAGGGUAACAAUGUAUAAGGUAGUUGACACUGUAAUAUGUAUUUUUUAUAACUGUUAAUCUAAGAUAAUCAUGCCAAUGUUGCUUUUUAAAAGGACAUACAUGUAUACCAUUUUAGGAAAUUGCUGCAAUUGAGGUAAAUUACAGUAUUUAUGUUUAAAAUAUUUAAAGAAAUGCAUAAGUUACAAACUUGCUCUGGAUUUUUGGUAGUUUUAUUUAAAAGUUUGUCCACAGGAAAUGGGUCAAAACUCCUCUGUACCUUGAAUGUGCCGAUUCCUGCCCGACUGCUGAUGGGACACAAAUAACGGCACGUUUCUGAAGGAUUCCACUGUCACAGCCGCAGCUUGCUGACACUGUCGUUCUUGGAACAUUUCAGUACAAUGUUAUUUAUGUACAAUGAA
Molecule: messenger RNA, 2345 nt
Organism: Megalops cyprinoides (Indo-Pacific tarpon)
Lineage: Eukaryota; Metazoa; Chordata; Actinopteri; Elopiformes; Megalopidae
Gene: rbm38
Product: RNA binding motif protein 38
Exons: 4
Coding region: 374-1066 (230 amino acids)
Cellular component (GO): cytosol
Molecular function (GO): RNA binding
Source: RefSeq, a predicted model, not a curated record